AUGUCAAUGAUUCUUUUUCUAUUAAAAAUCGCAUUUCUACUUGGUCUUCUAGGCUUGUCUAUUCACCGAACCCAUUUUAUAUCCAUUUUAAUUUGUCUCGAAGGUAUAAUACUUAUUCUUUUUUUAAUAAUAGCAACAUUUACAACCUCUACAAACACCCCGACUACUGCCAUUCUACCCAUUUUACUUUUAGCACUAUCAGCCUGCGAAGCCAGCACCGGCCUUGCCCUCCUAGUUGCUACUUCUCGAACACAUGGAACCGACCAUAUAAAAGCCUUAAGUUUACUAAAAUGCUAA
Podarcis muralis (Common wall lizard) is the source of this 297-nucleotide messenger RNA. Lineage: Eukaryota; Metazoa; Chordata; Lepidosauria; Squamata; Lacertidae. The record is from the annotation of a RefSeq genome assembly.